Messenger RNA from Linepithema humile (Argentine ant), 1686 nucleotides. RefSeq names its product carboxypeptidase B. Gene Ontology annotation, biological process: proteolysis. NCBI's taxonomy places the organism in Eukaryota, Metazoa, Arthropoda, Insecta, Hymenoptera, Formicidae. The record is from RefSeq and is a predicted model, not a curated record. Gene Ontology annotation, molecular function: metallocarboxypeptidase activity; zinc ion binding.
AUGAACCACGACGAUCACAACUAUAUACGAAGGCAGCGCGCGAGAUGGGCGAUAUUGCCGAUAAUAGCAAUUGUUAUCUUCGCUGUCGACGCGUCCAGUCUCGGGCGUCAAACGAAAGAGGCUCCUAAUGUCAGUGAGAGUGUUCAACAAGCGGAUAAGUUGAGAAACGAACAAAAGGAAUCGAAGGAUAUCCAGGAACAGAUCACUUACGACGGCGAUCAAGUCUGGAGGGUCUACAAGAAUAACAGUUCCUUCGAUGAAUUGGUGAAACGUUACGACGAACACGGUUCAUACUCGAUAUGGGCGAACAACGCGUCGAUCACCGACAUUUUCGUGGAAAAUCACAUGCUUCGAAAUGUGAGAUCUAUAUUUAAGAACCUCGGAUUGAGACACGAAGUUUUGAUCGACGAUUUGCAACAGGCAAUCAAUGAGGAGAAUUCUCCCCUUUCGCCGGAAGCGGAAGAGGAACUCGAAGGACGCAAAGGUCAUCGCAUGGAAUGGACUAGCUAUCAUCGUUUGAUUGACAUUCACGGCUAUCUUGAUUACCUCGCGGAAACGUUUCCCGAAGUUUGUUCUGUAAGGACCAUCGGCGAAUCAAUCGAAGGCCGUCCUCUUAAGGUUCUGAGAAUUAGCAACGGCAAGCCGAAUGCGCCAGCUCUGUGGAUCGACGGUGGCAUCCACGCUCGUGAAUGGAUUUCGCCAGCGGCUGUAACAUACGUUAUCGAUUAUCUCGUCGAGAACAGCGAGAAACUCGAGACGGAUUAUUAUAUUUUGCCCGUUGUCAAUCCGGACGGGUACGAAUACAGCUUCAACUCCGAGCGUUUGUGGAGGAAAAAUAGAAGGAAGGCCAGCAACGUUGGCUGCUCAGGCGUGGACUUGAAUCGCAACUUCGGUUAUCGCUGGGGCGGAAAGGGAACGAGCCAGAACGUUUGUCACGAUACGUACUCGGGUACAGGACCAUUUUCCGAGCCGGAGACCGGUGCUAUUCGAAACUUCUUUCAGACCAGCGCGGCAAAUUUCAAGGCAUAUUUGUCAUUCCAUUCAUACGGGCAGUACAUUCUGUAUCCUUGGGGAUAUGACAAACGUGUGCCGCCAGAUUACCUCGAUCUCGACAGGGUUGGUCGUGCGGCAGCGGCUGCCAUGAAGACGGCAGGAGGUGCGGGCAGUGUUUAUACCGUUGGAAAUAGUGCGACAACGCUUUAUGCAGCAGCUGGCGGUUCCGACGAUUGGGCGAAGGCAUUGCUUAAGAUCAAAUACACUUACACGUUCGAACUGAGAGACACCGGCAGAUACGGAUUUAUUCUUCCAGCUCGUUUCAUAAUUCCUACGGCGAAGGAAGCGCUUGCCGCGGUAGAAGUAGUUACGGAAGCCUGCAAGAAGGAGUGAUUGUUAGAUUGUAUGUGUAAAAUUGAUUAGAGAAAUUUGAAUAGAAUCUCUUCGAAUCGAAAUUGUUGUUCUAUUUUAUAGAGUAUGCUUGGAAAACUUAAAGAUAAGGAUACUUAGUUAUUAAUAUCCGGAUUAUUUUGUGAUUUUCUUGUUAUAAAUGUAUCUCUAAUUGCAAAUAAUUAAUUGCAUGUAUGAAAAUUCUUAGUAUUUUUAUGGUACUUAAAUAUCUGUUAGGAAAUAUAUAUCGCAAAUAUUGUGUAUUAAAUAUUUUGUAAAGAUUUAUAAAUCGCAUAAAUUUUA